Molecule: messenger RNA, 1647 nt
Organism: Aspergillus glaucus CBS 516.65
Lineage: Eukaryota; Fungi; Ascomycota; Eurotiomycetes; Eurotiales; Aspergillaceae
Exons: 2
Coding region: 1-1647 (548 amino acids)
Source: RefSeq, a predicted model, not a curated record
AUGGAUUGGGAUCGCAAUAGAAGUGACACGUACAGCACCAGAUUUGAUGAUCGUCGCGGGGGAGAAAGUUAUCGUCCCAUCAGCUCGAUUAGAACACGCCGCUCUCCUCCACGAAACUACAUCCGGCACGCCAGAUCACCUCCACGGACGCAUUCUCCUCGCCUUGUUGCUGAUACAUGGGUACCAUCGGCUAGUCGAACUUAUGACCGCUUCCGAAGCCGAUCUCCAGCUUUGCGGCGUCGUUCUCGGAGUCCUUCAUUCUACAGUAGAGAUGGCGGCCAGGCGUCCUAUCGGAGGACGCGUUCCCCUCCUAGAAGACCAUCACCUCGACGAGAUGAAAGGCCAAGGUCUCCGCGGCACGUAUUCUGGCGCUCUAGGUCUCCAUUCAACGAUGGUCGAUCUCGCGAUACUUCAUGGGAUCGGACUACUUCAUUACGGCCGCGGGAGGCGUCGCCGCCCAGUCAAGAUUUUAGAUUCCCAAAGAGAGAGCGUUUUACCAGUGAGAAAUAUUCGAGAGCCGACUCACCUCCAAAGCGCGGCGCUUUACGAGAAUACAGUUCACGCGCCUCGAUAAAUUUUCGCACUCGAAGCCCUUUCCAAGGACACCGUGAACGUCAACAAGAAAUUACGCCAAAACGUCGGUCGACAUCUCCUUUGAGAGAGGGGUCGUUUACCCGUUAUACUGCGCCGACUUCGGUUGUAAAUUCCAGGCGUCCCUCGUCGCCUACUGAUAAAUCCAACUUAGCCCCGUUCGACCCAGAGACGCGCUCACCUAUCACACAAUAUUCUUCAUAUGAACGUUUUUCUAGGCAUUCCGGUCAUUCAUCUCCUAUCCAUGAGCGUACAUUCCCAACAAGAUAUAGGUCCUCAGGUCAUAACGAGAUACAUCAUAAAUUCUUGGUCGAAGAGCGGUCCAAUUCACCGUUAGGAAAAGGACAAGAAGAAAAUCGUGAAAUGUCGCGGCCUGUGACCAACCAGCACAUGGAUUCUGAUCUCACGAAUCACGCACAUGCACAUGCAACUGGCAUUAUUCCAACCCAACCAAAGGCCUACAACACCUCAAUGAGUCAAGUACCGCCAUCAGGGCCUUCCUAUGGGUCCAAGUCACUAUUAUCACAAAGUCGAAGUCCGAAUAUUUCUUUGCUUGCCGCCCCAACUCGUCCUCGUGGGGGAUCAAACGUUAGAGAUACCAUCUGGCCAGGGGCUCCGCCCCGUCGUGGAAUUAUGGCUGCUGUUGCACAGGGUCAAGGUCCUCCUUCAGGCCCACGUGGUAACAAUUUCACAUCCACGGGACCGGUUGCGGAGCAUACAUUUCAUCGACAAAAUAGUGCCACCAAUACUGGCUAUGCUCGCAAUCAAAAGUUAACGAGUCAUCUUGCAGGCAUGUGUUCAAUCAUACCUGGAGGUAAACUCUUCCCAUCAUGCUUUGACCCUGCAGUUGAAAAGCGCAUCUUGCACCUAAACGCCGAUAAGGCAAGACUGUUCGACCAAGUCGCGCAAAAGCAGGCGUCCAAGAGGGCCGGUCUGAAAGAUUGGGAUAGAUUAGACAGAGAAAGCUCCAUUAGCACUCUGAAAAGUGAACUUGCUGAGGGACAUCUGCAACGUAUCACUGGUGGUGAAAGUGUACGGAUUGGAACAAUAUUUUGA